UUUGGCUCUCGCUGGGUUUGUGCCACUUGCAACUCCAACUACCGUUUCCUCGUGCUCGUGCCUUGUUCUCUCGAUUGUUUGUAGCUUACCAUUUCUAGAUUCCUCAAACAAUUCCGGUGAUAAAAGAAUUUGGUUGAGUCGUGAGAGAGGAGGGGAGAAGAGCCAGGUUGAUUUCCGGGGCAAGAUGACGGGGAAGGCGAAGCCGAAGAAGCACACGGCCAAGGAGAUUGCGGCCAAGAUCGACGCGGCCACGACAAAUCGCGGCGGAGGGAAAGCGGGGGUAGUGGACAGGAAGGCAUUGGACAAAGGCGGGCACGCGAAAUUGGCGUGUCCAAUUUGCAAGGCGACCGCGCCUGACGUGAAGAGCAUGUCCAUCCACCACGAGGCGAAGCAUCCGAAGCUGCCAUGGGAGGAGGACAAGCUCAUCAACUUACAUGCGACGGCCUCGACAGCUGAGGACAAGCCCAAACCCGGGGUGCGAGGCAGCUUGAAGAAAUGACCGCGUGGUUUAAUACAAUUCGUGUAUUAUAUCUGGGAGGAGUGACUUCGUCGAGUGUGAUAGUAAUGGCAAUUAUUGUCAUGGUUGGGUGUGAUAGUAAUGGUGUCUAUAUAUGACAAUGUGUUGCAGAUUCGAGAGAGAGAGAGGAAGAGAAGAGCUGAGUAGGAAUUCGUAGAUGGGGAACACACAAAGGUAGGAAGAAAGGAAGCCAGGAAGUUGGUAACACUACUCAUGCGCGUCUCGGUUUUGGAGCUAACGAUUGUUUUCAGGUACUUGUGAAGGUUUAGUGUGAAAAAUUGCGAGCCCGAAGUUACGCCGCUUCCGUGAAAGCACUUCAAGUUCUGAACGAGCGAUUUCUCAUGUUUUGUUCCGCGCUGGCUUCCCUAGAGCUCUCGCACAAAAUGAGCAUCUUAUUCUUGCAUACGAUUUGUAGUGGAACUUGCUGUGAUUUUCAUGAUCUGCUGCCCCUGCCCAGCACUAAAGUCUUCAUUUUCAUCAACUCCGUGCUUGUGUCUGGAGAUAGCUCCAACAUGGGUGCGCGUAAAAGAGAAGCCGAUGCUGGCCCUGCGACCUCUACAAACAUAAACCUGAACAUUUGCUCAGUAAGUAAUGAUGGAGGUAUUUGUGGUUGUCUACCCUCAAUGAAAAGCUGCCUGACAGAUCGCAAGGAAGAGCAUUUGUAGCCAUCUUUUGUUGUUACGCUCUCUUAAGAGAUUCUGUUCUAUUUUUGUCUGGACGUUCUGAAGCCCCGAACCUCUGUAGUCACUGAAAGGGAACAUUUUCCGCUGUUGGUUGCCGAUUGAGGGAGGCCUUAGCUGACAGGUUCAGACACUUCAUACAUAUCUGAAAUUACAACUAUUUGUAGAAUUGUCUUAUGGCCUCAAAGCUUUUUAAGGGGAGUAAAAGCUUUUUGUGUUGUUAAUUUUAUUGUUGGAUAUAAUUUCAGAGAAUUGAUAUA
Messenger RNA from Physcomitrium patens, 1457 nucleotides. The record is from RefSeq and is a predicted model, not a curated record. Lineage: Eukaryota; Viridiplantae; Streptophyta; Bryopsida; Funariales; Funariaceae.